AUGUGUCCCUUUCACUCUUCACUCUCACACACAUUCGUUUCCGAAAUCCCAAACCAAAAGGAGUCACUGAAAACCGAACCCUAUCCAGAAAUUGAGAACCCAAACCCUAAGAGAUGGGGCAUACGAUAUUGUUUCUCAUCUUCGUUCUCGGUUUUCUUGGCCAUGAAGGUGUUCACGGAGUCCAGAUCCUCUCCAAGUCGAAGCUCGAGAAGUGCGAGAAGAAUUCCGACUCCGAUAAUCUCAACUGCACCAAGAAGAUUGUCUUGAACAUGGCGGUUCCCAGUGGCUCCAGUGGUGGAGAGGCCUCAAUAGUGGCGGAAGUAGUGGAGGCGGAGGAGAACUCAACUACUAACAAGAUGCAAACUCUGCGAAUACCACCAGUGCUAACAGUCAACAAAUCUGCUGCAUACGCCAUGUAUCAGCUAACAUAUAUUCGAGAUGUUUCUUAUAAACCUGAAGAGUUUUAUGUUAUGACACGCAAAUGUGAGCCAAAUGCUGAUGCAAAAGUUGUGAAGAUAUGUGAGAGUUUACGAGAUGAAAAGGGUCACAUUAUUGAGCAUACUCAGCCAAUAUGUUGUCCCUGUGGGCCCCAGAGGCGGAUGCCUUCAUCAUGUGGAAACUUUUUUGACAAGUUGAUGAAAGGAAAGGCCAACACUGCACAUUGUGUCCGAUUUCCAGGUGAUUGGUUCCAUGUGUUUGGUAUUGGACAGCGAUCAUUGGGAUUCAGUGUUCAUAUUCAGGUCAAGAUUGGAUCUAAAAUUUCGGAAGUGAUUGUGGGUCCUGAAAACAGAACAGUAACAUCCACUGAUGAUUUCCUAAGGGUUAAUCUUAUUGGUGAUUUUGUUGGAUAUACAAAUAUACCGACAUUUGAGGACUUCUACCUUGUAAUACCGAGGCAGGGUGAUGGUGAUCAACCACAUGAUUUGGGGAUGAAUUUUUCUAUGUGGAUGCUGCUUGAGAGAGUUAGGUUUACCUUAGAUGGCCUUGAAUGUAACAAAAUUGGUGUCAGUUAUGAAGCAUUCAAUGGGCAGCCAAGCUUUUGCGCUUCACCAUUUUGGAGUUGCUUGCAUAAUCAGUUGUGGAAUUUCCGUGAGGCUGACCUGAACCGAAUUAAGAGGAAUCAGUUGCCACUAUAUGGUGUUGAAGGAAGGUUUGAAAGGAUAAACCAACAUCCAAAUGCAGGGACACAUUCAUUUUCCAUAGGAGUCAUUGAAGUUCUCAAUACAAAUCUUCUAAUUGAGCUAAGUGCUGAUGACAUAGAAUAUGUUUACCAAAGGAGUCCUGGAAAAAUCUUAAGUGUCAGCAUACCAACAUUUGAAGCACUUACUCAAUUCGGAGUGGCUACAAUCACAACUAAGAAUACUGGUGAACUGGAAGCAUCAUAUAGUUUAACGUUUGAUUGCACAAGAGACGUCACAAUCAUGGAGGAACAAUUCUUUAUUAUGAAGCCGAAAGAAAUUACAAAUCGGUCAUUUAAACUCUACCCAACUACCGAUCAAGCUGCAAAAUAUGUAUGUUCAGCUAUAUUAAAGGAUUCUAAUUUUAAUGAAGUUGAUAGAGCUGAGUGCCAAUUUACUACCACAGCUACUGUUCUGGACAAUGGAUCACAGAGUACUCCUUUUCAACCACCUAAGAGUAUAAAUGGUUUCUUUGAGUCUAUUGAAAGCAUUUGGAACAAACUAUGGAAAAGUUUGGUAGACUUUAUCACAGGAAAAACUUGCAGAAGGAAAUGCUAUGGGUUUUUUGACUUCAGAUGCCACAUACAGUAUAUAUGUAUGAGUUGGAUGGUAAUGUUUGGUCUACUUUUGGCAAUUUUCCCAACUGUGCUUGUGCUUCUAUGGCUGUUGCAUCAAAAAGGACUCUUUGAUCCUCUUUAUGACUGGUGGGAAGAUCAUUUUGGGGCUGAUUACCAGAGUAGCAGGGGUAUUCGGAGGCAUGGCGUUGAUUUUGACCACCGCCCUCACAUUCAUGUUAAUAAACAUCAUGAACAACCAAGGCACCACCGCAAACAUGGUCCUCAAUAUAAGCGCAGAAGCAUUUACCAUGAAAGAAGGCAUAACCAUUCCAACAGAGACACUGAUUAUAAUCACUAUCUCCAUCAUGUUCAUAAGGACAAACACAAGCACGGUCACAGGAAGAAUUUAAGUACCACUCAGCGAUGGAAGCAGGGUAGAGAAGAUGAAUUUCACAAGCGCAAACGUGGGCUGCUGAAUGAAGCACAGUUUAAUCUUCAUGCUAAGCGGAGAGAAUAGUCGAAUUCCAAAUUGAUAUUUUGGUUGAGACCAGUGAUCCUGAUGGGCAUGGCGCCAAGCUGGAACCUUUAGUAUUGUCUUUAGUCACACAAAUGACUUGCCU
Molecule: messenger RNA, 2355 nt
Organism: Corylus avellana
Lineage: Eukaryota; Viridiplantae; Streptophyta; Magnoliopsida; Fagales; Betulaceae
Gene: HAP2
Product: hapless 2
Source: RefSeq, a predicted model, not a curated record